Salvelinus namaycush (lake trout) is the source of this 3912-nucleotide messenger RNA. RefSeq names its product CSC1-like protein 2. NCBI's taxonomy places the organism in Eukaryota, Metazoa, Chordata, Actinopteri, Salmoniformes, Salmonidae. The transcript has 15 exons. Gene Ontology annotation, cellular component: plasma membrane. Gene Ontology annotation, molecular function: calcium-activated cation channel activity. The record is from RefSeq and is a predicted model, not a curated record. The coding region runs from base 56 to 1687 and encodes 543 amino acids.
UUAUGAAAACUGCUGUGUUCUAGAGGCUCGUAUUUGUUACGACGUGGCCAAGCUGAUGUCCCUCAACUCAGAAAGGAAGAAGACUGAACGGAGCAUGAAGUUCUUUAAAGACCUACAGUCCAAGGAGCACAUCCCCUCCAUGAUCAACCCCAAACCCUGUGGACAUCUCUGCUGCUGUAUUAUCAAGGGCUGUGAACAGGAGGAGGCAGUGAGUUACUACACCAAGCUGGAGUCCAAGCUGAAGGAGGAGUACAGGAAGGAGAGAGAGAAGGUCAACAGUAAACCACUGGGAAUGGCCUUCGUUACCUUCCAGAACGAAGCCAUGACCGCCAUUAUCCUGAAGGAUUACAAUGCGUGUAACUGUCAGGGCUGCCACUGUCAGAGGGAACCCAGGUCUUCCUCCUUCAGCCAGCACCUUCACACGUAUUCCUGGACGGUCGGCUACGCACCAGACCCACAGAACGUCUACUGGGAGCAUCUGUCAGUCGGAGGGUUCCCCUGGUGGCUGAGAUGCUUCAUCAUCAACUGUAUCCUCUUCCUCCUCCUCUUCUUCCUCACAACCCCCGCCAUCAUCAUCUCCACCAUGGACAAGUUCAACGUCACCAAGCCUGUCGAGUACCUCAACAACCCCAUUGUGACCCAGUUCUUCCCCACCCUGCUGCUGUGGGCCUUCUCCGCCCUGCUCCCCACCAUCGUAUACUACUCGGCCUUCUUCGAGGCCCACUGGACACGGUCUGGAGAGAACAGGACAACCAUGCAUAAAUGUUACACCUUCCUCAUCUUCAUGGUCUUACUGCUGCCCUCUCUAGGACUCAGCAGUCUGGACGUUUUCUUCAGAUGGCUGUUUGAUAAGCGCUUCCUGGCUGACGCUGCUGUGAGGUUUGAGUGUGUGUUCCUGCCUGACAACGGGGCGUUCUUUGUGAACUAUGUCAUCGCGUCGGCGUUCAUCGGUAACGCGAUGGAUCUGCUGAGGAUCCCUGGUCUGCUCAUGUAUAUGACCCGGUUGUGUCUGGCUCGCUCUGCUGCCGAGAGACGCAACGUCAAGAGGCACCAGGCGUAUGAGUUCCAGUUCGGGGCGGCUUACGCCUGGAUGAUGUGUGUCUUCACUGUGGUCAUGACAUACAGCAUCACCUGUCCAAUCAUCGUCCCCUUCGGUCUGAUGUACAUGCUAUUGAAGCACUUGGCAGAUCGCUACAACAUGUACUAUGCUUACCUUCCCUCCAAGCUGGACAAGAAGAUCCACUCUGGGGCCGUCAACCAGGUGGUGGCAGCACCCAUCCUCUGUCUCUUCUGGCUCCUGUUCUUCUCCACUCUCCGCACAGGUUUCUCCGCCCCUACCUCUAUGUUUACCUUCAUCGUUCUGAUCAUCACCAUCAUCGUCUGCCUGUCCCAUGUCUGCUUCGGGCACUUCAAAUAUCUCAGCGCUCACAACUACAAGAUUGACGCGGAGAAUGUGGAUGGUGUACAGAACGGUCGUCCAGCACGCACCUCUCCCUUCAAUAAGUCAGCACAGAUGUACAUUGCCUCGGUCCUCCAGGACCCCAGCUUAGACGAGCUGGGUUCGGCUGGCAGCGGGGUCAGCGAGGGUUCGCAGGACGAGGAGAUCAUCCAAGUGGGGAACAGCCUCAAUGAGGCCGACUUCCAGAGCGGCGAGGACAGUCUCCUUGCUAACGAGGUGCGGCACUGACGUCAGGGGACGCCGGAGACGGCUGUCAGGGUGGAGACGGAGGACGGGGAGAGAGAAGAUGAGACUGAGAUGGCAGAAACUAAAGUUUAAUUUCACUGAGUGGAUGGAUGCACUGACCUAGUGUGUUAAGCUACAGAGCUGAAACGGACGGACACAGCUUUAAAAGACCACUAACCUUGUAGUCCUGAACAGACUAUUACAUUGUCUACACACCACACACACACACCACACACACCACACACCACACCACACACACACAGAGAGUGUGUACUAAAGGACGGGUAACUCUCCCUUACAACUAUUGAUCUAGCGCUGACUGUGAAGGAGAGAUCUUUCCUUCCCAUAAUCCUUUGCCUGUUCUGCCUGCACCCCUAAUCGUCUCUGUGCCCUAGAGGCUUCGUCACAAUAAGCAGCCUAAUAUGAGAAGAAGAAGAGGAGGAGGAGAAAUGUCUGUCAGCAUCACACACACACACACUGUUCGCCUGCUCUGGUCUCCCCCUGCUCUGUCCCGACGGUCUCCGGGAGUCUCUGGGUGGUUCCAACCCUGUGUAAAAAAUAAAUAAAAAAAGGAAUGUGGUCACCAUGACGACGACCACUGUAACAAACUGAACUAAACACUCCUCUGCUUUUCAUUUUUGUUGUUCAGCAACAAAAACUAUUUUUAGGCAUGGUUAUUUUUAAGUUGGUCUGAAAACUUUAAUAAUCAAUUAACUACUUGUUUCGACAUAAAAAUAAAAUAAAAAAACAACUGCGGAUGGAUGGAUCAUGGAACAUGGAUACUGUCCCUCGUAACAACAAGGUCGCUCUGUCUUCUGGCCUGUUCUGCCCUGAGCGACUGUAGUGGGACUGCGGCUCCAGACUGAGCCCUAAUGGAGCCGCCCUAACAUAACUGAAGGCAGUCCAGAGCCCCUAGUGGAGAGGAGGAUGCCCCCAGGAAGCAGAUAUGAAGUGGAUAUGACAGCCCAACCUCUACCCUGUUUUGCGUCCCACAACUAUGGUUGCAAAAAAUUCCCAAAAUUGUCCCAGAGUUCCCAGGUUUUUCAAUAUGUUGGUUAGAAGUUUAUUGGAAUAAGGGAUUUCUGGGGGGGAAAAACCUAGGAACUUUGGGAAAGUUUCUGUAAUUGUGCAACCUCAGCCUCCUCCGGCUAGGACUCUGUGGGACCGUGUUCUUCGCCUCAGCCUCCUCCGGCUAGGACUCUGUGGGACCGUGUUCUUCGCCUCAGCCUCCUCCGGCUAGGACUCUGUGGGACCGUGUUCUUCGGUAGAGGGAGAGCUCGACCCUUGAACUCUUGGUCUGUGACCUGUAGUUUCCCCCAGGCCUCUCCUCCCUGUUACUAUGGACGCGUUCAGCAGGGGGAGGACACAGCGUUGUUGAACCUUCAGAUAUAAUUAUGUUAUGUAGAACAAAUACGGCUCUCUGAAAUGUGGAAUAAGGAAUCAUGUCAACUCUUUUCUUAACAUUUCUAUCUACAACGUUCCACAAUGUUCCACAACGUUUGCCUCCUGAAUGUGACCCUGGCCCCUGCUCUGACUGGCCCGUCUCUGUGAGCCUGGCCCCUGCUCUGACUGGCCCGUCUCUGUGAGCCUGGCCGCUGCUCUGACUGGCCCGUCUCUGUGAGCCUGGCCCCUGCUCUGACUGGCCCGUCUCUGUGAGCCUGGCCCCUGCUCUGACUGGCCCGUCUCUGUGAGCCUGGCCCCUGCUCUGACUGGACCGUCUCUGUGACCCUGGCCCCUGCUCUGACUGGCCCGUCUCUGUGAGCCUGGCCCCUGCUCUGACUGGCCCGUCUCUGUGAGCCUGGCCCCUGCUCUGACUGGCCCGUCUCUGUGAGCCUGGCCCCUGCUCUGACUGGCCCGUCUCUGUGACCCGGGCCCCUGCUCUGACUGGCCCGUCUCUGUGACCCUGGCCCCUGCUCUGACUGGACCGUCUCUGUGACCCUGGCCCCUGCUCUGACUGGCCCGUCUCUGUGACCCUGGCCCCUGCUCUGACUGGCCCGUCUCUGUGACCCUGGCCCCUGCUCUGACUGGACCGCCUCUGUGUUCUAGCUAGCUCCUCUAGUGACUCUCAUCUCAAGACAAGCCUCUUUAUUUUGGUGUUUACAAUCACUGUACAAAAGGUUGUUUCACUGUCUGUUGGUUGGUUUGAACAUUUGUUUUAUUUAGGAAAUGUAAUAAUAAUCAUCUUUGUUGGAUGUAGGAAGGUUUUCUCCUUUCUGCCAACUCUGUAA